GGUUACGUACAAAUAUAAAAGCUAAAAAAAGAUUUCCGAUGUUGUAGCGAGAUCAAUUUUUAAGUGUUUUUCAUUUUUACCAGUAAACUUUGCUUGUUUGGCAGCGCAUUAGUUAAUAGUGGUUGCAAAAAUGCGAAACGAAAUGGAGAAUUCAACUUCAAUAAAGUUGGAACAAUCCACUGCGAUAAAGGUCGAGGAGCUUAUUAUAACCGAUGUCUUAGAUUUAAAGCGUGAACCAAUCGAAAUUAAUGCAUACUCCUGUGAAACUAUACCGACGAUGACUGCCGGAGAUGGUACACCGGUUGUGAAACAAGCAUCUGCUGCAGUGGACAUCAUUGAUGAAGCAACGGAAACGUCUUCUGCUGCAGCACCUGAUAAAAACGAUAAAGCUGAUAGUUUCAGCAACUUGCACGCUUCGGAAGCGGACCCUCCUGCUGGCAGUGGCAGUCAACCGAAACACAUUUGCGACAUCUGUGGUGCAUCGUUCAAGACACGUGCUGGUUUACGACUGCACAAGAAAAUCCACGCAUCCGUUAAGCCAAAACCUUACAAAUGUGACCAGUGUAGUUCCCAGUUCGUUCGAAAGCGUAGUCUCAAUUUCCACAAAAAGAAAAAGCACUUACCGUCAAGCUCCAAUUCUGAUGGAAUACCGGAAAUGCAGAAGUCAACUUUGGACAAAAACAUAUCCGACAAACCCCUGUUCAAAUGUGAAAUAUGCAGUAAAACUUACACGUCAAAUCGAACACUGAAGAUUCACCAUAUUAUAAAACAUACGACGGAAAAGAAUUUCAAAUGCGACAUAUGCGGUAAAGAACACCACACAAAGGAACAGUUGAGGAGGCACCUGAAAUUGCACAGCUCGGUGCGUUCGUAUAAAUGCGAAAUCUGCGGCAAUGGAUAUAAGUGGAAAGCAAAUCUUAUGUUGCAUAUGAAAACUCACACCACGACGCAAACGUUCGACUGUGACCGCUGCGAUGCAUCCUUAACGACACUUAGCGGCUUGCAGAAACACCAGAAACUCCACGUACCCGACGAUCGGAAAUACACUUGUGAUAUCUGUGAUCGAAAAUUUACCCACAAAAGUUGGCUCCCGUUUCACUUUAGAACUCACACCGGAGAGCGUCCGUACGAGUGUGACAUAUGUCACAAAACUUUCAUCCAACCCAGAUUACUUAAUGAUCAUAAAAUUAUAAACCACACGCAGGAAAAGAAUUUUAAAUGUCCGGAAUGCAGUAAAAAUUUUCACACGAAUGUACAAUUAACACAGCAUCUGAAAAUACAUAACCCGGAUCGAUCACACAAGUGUCUGACAUGCGGAAAGGUCUAUACGCGAAAAUCUACGCUCGUUGCGCAUAUGCAUCGGCACACAUCAGGCGAGCGAACGCCCAUUUGCGACAUCUGCGGUGCAUCAUACAAGUCACUUAGUGGUUUACGAGUGCACAAGAAAAGGCACACAUCCACAUCCGCUGAGCCAAAAUCUUACGAAUGUGACCAAUGUCAUAGACGAUUCGCUCAAAAGAGUCAUAUCAAUGUUCACAAAAAGAACCACUGUCCGUCACGUUCCUUUUCUGAUGGAAUGCCGAAAGCGCAGAAGGAAAGUUUGGAUAGCAACAAAUCCGACAAACCGCUGUUCAAAUGCGAGAUGUGCAAUAAAACUUUCACGUUAAAUAGAACACUGAAGGCUCACCGUAUUAUAAAACAUACAACGGAAAAGUAUUUCAAAUGCGACAUUUGCAGUAAAGAGUUCCAGCUGAUGGCGCAGUUGAAGAAGCAUUUUAAACUGCACAGCGGGCGAUAUAAAUGUGAUAUUUGCGGAAAGGGGCUUCCAUCCCGAUACGCAAUCGACGAUCAUAUGCGCAGUCAUCGUCCGGAGCCGUGCGACAUCUGCGGUGUAGCGUAUAAAUCACGGUGCGGUUUGGCUAGGCACAAGAUGACUCACUCCAACUCGCACGCUUUGGAAGCGGAUCCUCCUACCGGCAGUGGCAGUCCACUGAAACACAUUUGCAACACCUGCGGCGCAUCAUACAAGUCACGUACUGGUUUACACUAUCACAGGAAAAUCCAUCACAUAUCCGAUGAGUCACACCCUUACAAAUGUGACCAGUGUAGUGCUCGCUUCGCUAAUCAGUAUAAACUUAAUUUUCACAAAAAGAAACACCUACUGCCACGUUCCAAUUCUGAAAACCUCAAGUGUGACUUAUGCAGUAAAACUUUCUCGACCAAUAAAAUACUGAAGAUUCACCAUAUUAUAAAACAUACAACGGAAAAGAAAUUCAAAUGCGACAUAUGCGAUAAAGAGUACCACUUAAAGGGACAUUGGAGUUGGCACAUGAAAUCGCACUGCUUGCAACGUUCAUAUAAAUGCGACAUCUGCGGCAGUGCAUAUAAGUAUAAAUCAAAUCUUGUGAUACAUAUGAAAAUUCACACCACAACCACAACGCAAUCUUUCGAAUGUGAGACUUGCGGUAGAAUUUGUAAGACACUCAGAACACUAAAAUUACAUAAAAUUACAAAACACACGUCGGAAAAAAAAUUCACGUGUAACGUAUGCGGUAAAGCUUUUCAUCUGAAAGACACGCUAACGAGGCACGUGACACGGGUGCACAGCCGGUGA
Messenger RNA from Sabethes cyaneus, 2614 nucleotides. RefSeq names its product zinc finger protein 83-like. The transcript has 3 exons. The record is from RefSeq and is a predicted model, not a curated record. Bases 131 to 2614 code for a protein of 827 amino acids. Lineage: Eukaryota; Metazoa; Arthropoda; Insecta; Diptera; Culicidae.